AUGAUGUGCGAGGUGAUGCCCACCAUAUCUGAGGAUGGGCGAAGCGGGACUGGCGGAGGGCCCUCGGAGGCCCGAGGCGGAGGAGAUGAAGGAGGCAGCACAGGGAACCUGGAGUCCCUGAUGGUCAACAUGCUGACGGAGAGGGAGAGGCUGCUGGAGAACCUGAGGGAGACGCAGGAGAGCCUGGGUACCGCUCAGCUCCGCCUCCGCGAGCUCGGCCACGAGAAGGAGUCGCUGCAGAGGCAGCUGUCCAUCGCUCUUCCACAGGAGUUUGCUGUGUUGACUAAAGAGCUGAACGUUUGCCGGGAGCAGCUUCUGGAGAGGGAGGAGGAGAUUGCCGAGCUCAAGGCGGAGAGAAACAACACACGUCUGUUGCUGGAACACCUGGAGUGUCUUGUGUCCCGCCACGAGCGCAGUUUGAGGAUGACGGUGGUGAAGAGACAAGCCCAGUCCCCAGCAGGGGUCUCCAGUGAGGUGGAAGUUCUCAAGGCCCUCAAAUCCCUGUUUGAGCACCACAAGGCCCUAGAUGAGAAGGUUCGAGAGAGGCUCCGUGUGGCCCUCGAGAGGGUGUCCAUGUUAGAGGAUCAACUUGCCGCAUCUUCUCAAGAGGUAAUCUCUUUAAGAGACCAAAUUAAAAGACGUCAGCAAGGGGUGGACGGCGGGAAAGAUCGACUGCCCAACGGUCCCUCCUCUGGCCUGGAGGACGGGGAGCUCGAAAGACAGAGAGAAGGAGAAAUAGAGCGACAGAGAGCCGAACUCUCCCAGCUGAGGGAGAGGCUGGCCCUCAUGUGCCGGCAGGUUGGGGAAAUAGAGGAACAGCUUGCGGCCGCCAGGAGGGAGGUGACGAAGUCGGAGGAGGCCAAUCAGAAGCUCCAAAGAGAAGUGAAAGAGGCUCUUUGCCAAAGAGAGGACAUGGAGGAGAGAAUUACAACACUAGAGCGGAGGUACCUCAGUGCCCAGAGGGAGGCGACUUCUCUCCACGAUAUCAAAGACAAGCUGGAAAACGAGCUGGCAAGCAAGGAGUCCCUGCACAGACAGAGUGAAGAGAAGAACAGACAACUGCAGGAGCGUCUGGACGAGGCCAAGCAGAAGCUCCAGCAGACUCUACAGAGGGCCGAGACGCUGCCGGAGAUCGAGGCCCAGCUCGCCCAAAGAGUGGCCGCUCUCAACAAGGCAGAGGAGCGUCACGGAAACUUUGAGGAGCGACUACGGCAAAUGGAAGCCCAGCUCGAGGAGAAGAACCAAGAGCUGCAGAGGGCAAGGCAGAGGGAGAAGAUGAAUGACGAACACAACAAACGUCUCUCGGACACAGUGGACAAGCUUCUGUCUGAGUCCAACGAGAGACUUCAGCUGCACCUCAAAGAGAGGAUGGCAGCACUAGAGGAGAAGAAUGCUCUCUCUGAGGAACUGUCCAACAUGAAGAAAAUCCAGGACGAUCUUCUCGCUAAUAAGGAGCAGCUCCUUGCUGAGUUGGAGCGAAUCCAAUUGGAGCUGGAUCAGCUGAGAGGCAGACCAGGCUCUUCAUAUUCCAGAUCUCUGCCCGGGAGCGCCUCGGAGCUGCGUUACCCUCAGGGCGGCGGCUCACUCCCAGCCGGCUAUGGCAGCUCCUCCAGUGGGGUGGUGGUCAGGCGGGCACACCGCGGCCGGUGGGGCGCUGCUAGGGACGAUAGCAACAAGUAUGGAGAAUGGGACAGCAGCACUAUGCUGGGUCCUGGGUAUGAAGGCGGUGUGGAGGGAGGCUGCUCUGAUGACGAGGACGACAGAGAGACUCUGUUUGGAUCGGAGCUGCUGUCUCCCAGUGGACAGACAGAUGUACAGACUUUGGCCAUCAUGCUACAGGAGCAACUAGAGGCCAUUAACAAGGAGAUUAAGCUGAUUCAGGAAGAAAAGGAGAGCACAGAGCUGAGGGCAGAGGAGAUUGAGAGUCGGGUCAGCAGCGUGGCCCUCGAUGCCUCCCCUCUUCCUCCCUCCUCACUGGGAGGACGGGACAGUGUUGGCAGGGGCUACAUGACUCCCUCCAUCACCUCCUCCACGCUGGCGUCUCCUUCACCGCCCAGCUCUGGACAUUCCACCCCCCGUCUGCCACAUUCACCUGCCAGGGAGACUGACAGACAGAAUAGCAAAGAGGGUGAAGAAUGCAGAGCCCUGGCCCUGAUCGACUCCACCCCUCCUCCUGUUCCACGAGCUCUGCGAUUGGACCGGAUGACACACACUCACCCGGGGGCGGGCCUCGACGACCACCGUGAAUUUCGCAGUCUCUCUGCUGAUGGUGCCACCACAGCUAGCCAGGAUUCCCUCCACAAAGCCAGCAAAAAGAAAAGCAUUAAGUCAUCAAUUGGUCGUCUCUUUGGCAAAAAGGAAAAGGGAAGGAUCGGUGCACCUGGACGCGAAUCUGCCUCACUGGCCUCCACACCUUCUGAUGACCUGGGAUCAGCUGACCCAUUAGGUCUGGCUAAACUUGGGACUGGAACAGUGGAAAAAGAUCGCCGCAGCAAAAAGAAGCAUGACUUGUUAGAGGAAGCUUGUCGUCAGGGUCUGCCUUUCGCCUCAUGGGACGGCCCGACUGUUGUUACAUGGCUUGAGCUGUGGGUCGGGAUGCCGGCCUGGUAUGUGGCAGCGUGUCGUGCCAACGUGAAGAGCGGCGCCAUCAUGGCCAACCUGUCGGACACGGAGAUCCAGAGGGAGAUUGGCAUCAGCAACCCUCUGCACCGGCUCAAGCUCCGCCUGGCCAUCCAGGAAAUGGUCUCCCUCACUAGUCCGUCUGCACCUGCCAGCACUCGAUCUUCGACCAGUAAUAUUUGGAUGACACAUGCUGAGAUGGAGUCUCUCACUGCUGCCACCAAACCAGAGCAGAAGGAGUUCAGCUGGGACCAGAUCCUGGCCUACGGAGACAUGAACCACGAGUGGGUGGGCAACGAGUGGCUGCCCAGCCUCGGCCUGCCUCAGUACCGCUCCUACUUCAUGGAGUCGCUGGUGGACGCCCGCAUGCUCGAUCACCUCACCAAGAAGGAACUGAGGGGCCAGCUGAAGAUGGUGGACAGUUUCCACAGGGUGAGUCUUCACUACGGCAUCAUGUGCUUGAAGCGCUUAAACUACGACAGAAAGGAGCUGGAGAGGAGGAGGGACGAGAGUCAGCACCAGAACCAAGAUGUGAUGGUGUGGUCCAAUGAGCGAGUCAUGUGUUGGGUGCAGUCUAUUGGGCUGAAAGAGUUUGCUGACAACCUAUUAGAAAGUGGCGUCCACGGAGCUCUCCUUGCACUAGACGACACCUUUGACUACACCGACUUGGCCCUCCUCCUCCAGAUACCAAACCAGAACACGCAGGCGAGGCAGCUCCUCGAGAAGGAGUACAAUGCUCUCAUCUCCAUGGGAACAGAGCGGAGGCCAGAUGAGGACGGCACGAAAACAUUCACACGGUCACCAUCAUGGAGGAAGAUGUUUCGAGAGAAGGACCUCCGCGGCGUGACCUCAGACUCCUCAGAAACAUUACCUGCCAACUUCCGUGCCUCCGCCAUCUCGACCCCCUCCGUCACCCUGAGGAAGGUCCAGAGCGAAGUCAACUCUGGUCCGAGAGGAGAGUCGGGGUCCGUGAGAACAUAUUCCUGCUAAAAGAUAAGCACACCAGAAGCCCACCUCCAUCCCAACCCAAGGGAGAAAAAAAAACAACACCAC
Stegastes partitus (bicolor damselfish) is the source of this 3672-nucleotide messenger RNA. RefSeq names its product liprin-alpha-3-like. The record is from RefSeq and is a predicted model, not a curated record. The transcript is spliced from 32 exons. Gene Ontology annotation, cellular component: presynaptic active zone. Bases 1 to 3609 code for a protein of 1202 amino acids. NCBI's taxonomy places the organism in Eukaryota, Metazoa, Chordata, Actinopteri, Pomacentridae. Gene Ontology annotation, biological process: synapse organization. Gene Ontology annotation, molecular function: protein binding.